AAAGUACAUGCUUGUCUAUGGGAUAAAAAUGAUGUUUCAUUAAAAAUUAUGAGCAUGGGCAAUUAACGUCAAGCAACACUAAAUUUUAAACGUCAAAAAAUCAAAAAAGCCGCAAAGGCUAUUGUAGUUUAUUUAGUUUUUAGUGUUAUUUGUUUAAUUAUUAUUAACAUAAACUCCUAAAGAGUGCUCCAACCAUAAUUUAAUCUAGUCUUAGUUGUAUGUACGGUAUUUUAGCUCGCAAUUCCAAAGCAAUGACCAUGUUAUUGUGCCAUAAAACUGUUGAUUGACGAUCCUUUGUUUGCAACUCUCCUAUUUCUGCGGCCGUGGACCAAUGAUUAAGUGUUUUGUGGACUAGAAUACCAUUAUUGCGCACUGUUUUUACUUAUACAGUUUCGGAAGCAGGUAUUUCGAGGUUUAAUCACGCUAAAAUCGUCGACCAUAGAUUGUGGUUCGUUGUAAUAUUUCGUAACACUUCGCCUUGUGUUUUCGACGAGAAACAUGGCUGUAUUGCUCAAUUUCGGCCGUGGAAGCUUUUCAAACAGCCUGAAACAGGGAUUUGGUGGUAAACACAUAAGAUUCCAAUAAGAAUUAUAAGGAUGUCAGCAAUAGAUACCAAACAAGUGUGGCCCAAUAUUUCGAGGGAUAACCUUGACGAGAAGUACGAGAAAUGUCGAAAUAUCACCGAGGAAAUAUACAAGAGAAUUAACAUAACAUUUCAAAUCAAAAAGCUGGAAACGGGGACUCAAAGUGAUGAUUCGGACCAAAGUGACGUAAUCGACAGCAACGAACUAAGCAACGAGACUGACUUGUUCGCCUGCGACAAGAGCAGCAUAUCCAGCAGCUCGGAGCUGGAGGCCGAGCCGCCGGCGAGGGCUGUCAACAUCAACAACAACGAGGAGAAAAAGAAAGCGGCUGUCUCCCGCCGGCCGAGGAAGAGAUUCCGUAAGCGAGUGAAGAAGCGGCCCGCGGCCGCCCCUGACUCGGACGCGUCCAGCGACUCCGCGGCGCCGCUCAGCCGCAUGCUCGGGGAGCGGGUGGUGCCCAACAUUGUGAUCAUCACUAAAGACGCAAAGCCGCGUAUCAAGACGCCGGAGCGCAAGCCGUGGAGCACCAAAGACAAGGUCGAGGGCAGAGACAAGACAGACAACGCCAUAGACAAGGAGAGGAGCGAGCUGAGAGCGUGCAGCAAGUGUAGCUUGUACUUCAGGGGCGAAAGAGGAUUAAGGCGCCACAUGAACAUGACUCACAUCACUCCAGAUGACCCCCGAAAGCGUGAAAGAGACAACAGUCCGGCUUAAGGUACUCACCAACGGCCAACGAGCGCUGUCUCACUCUAACACAUACGUACUACAG
Molecule: messenger RNA, 1353 nt
Organism: Cydia amplana
Lineage: Eukaryota; Metazoa; Arthropoda; Insecta; Lepidoptera; Tortricidae
Exons: 5
Coding region: 597-1298 (233 amino acids)
Source: RefSeq, a predicted model, not a curated record